UUUCCGGUCGGACACGUUUGAGCGUCGCGCAGUCGCAGAUCGCAUGUGCGGACCGAGUCUUCACUGGCAGGUGUGUGUGUGCAGGUGUGUGUUGAGGAUGGAGUCGGCUGUGGAGCAGCAGAGAGGCACAGCGCUCAUUAAAGAGCAGUUCCUCACCACUAAAGACAAGUUCCAUGAGUUUCUGGCGUCGGGCCGGCCGCGUCCGAGCAGAGAUGAAGCAGACGGAGACUCGGAGGAACCCUCGGGAGAACCAGAGAAGAAGAGAGUCAAGCUGGACAGAGAUGAAGACGAGAAGAAGAAGAAGAAGAAGAUGAGAGGACAGAAUAAAUCCAGACCUCACAUCAAACCUCAGAGCUAUGAAGAGAGACGGCUGUGUCCCUCCAUCGUCCAGGAGCGAGACACUAAGUGCUUCUACGGAGAUAAAUGCCGCUUCCUGCACGAUGUGAGCGAGUACCUGUCCAGUAAAGCGGAGGAUCUGGGCGAUCAGUGUCCCCUGUUCAACAGCUUCGGAUGGUGUCAGUACGGAGUCACCUGCAGGUUCUCUAAAGCUCACACCAGCCCCGAGCUGAAGAACCUGAGGAACCAGGAUGUGUGCGGACGCUCCACAGACACCGUCACCAACCUCCUGGACAAAGAUCUGCAGAGACGCCUGCGGAAGAAGCAGGAGCGCUUCCCCGGAGCCGAGGCGUUCCUGAAGAGCGUCGGCCGCGGAGAGAAACCUGCUGCUCAUGGAGCGGACACAACGGAUGCUGCUGGUGCUCCGGUGAAGACGCUGGGGCCGAUCACAGACGCUGACAUCAUCAAGCUGCGCCCGUCUGAAAAGAAACAGGUGGACUUCAGAGACAAGCUGUAUCUGGCUCCUCUCACUACGUGUGGGAAUCUGCCGUUCAGGCGCGUGUGCAAGCGCUUCGGAGCAGACAUCACGUGUGGAGAGAUGGCCAUGUGCACGAACCUGCUGCAGGGUCAGACGUCUGAAUGGGCUCUGCUCAAGAGACACGCUUCUGAAGAUCUGUUCGGCGUUCAGUUGGAAGGCUGUUUUCCGGACACGAUGACCCGAUGUGCCGAGCUGCUCAAUCAGUACGUCGAUGUGGAUUUUGUGGAUAUAAACUCGGGCUGCCCCAUCGACCUCGUUUACAAGAAGGGCGGAGGAUGUGGCCUCAUGACACGAACCAGCAAGUUUGAGCAGAUCGUGAGGGGAAUGACCUCUGUGCUGGACGUUCCUCUCACGGUUAAGAUCCGCACCGGAGUCCAGCAGAACUGCAACAUCGCACACAAGCUGAUCCCCGAGAUGAAGAAGUGGGGCGUGUCACUCGUCACGUUACACGGCAGAUCACGCGAACAGCGUUACACGAAGUCGGCUGACUGGGAAUACAUCGACACCUGCUCAAAACUGGCCGCUCCUGUACCAUUGUUCGGUAACGGAGAUAUCCUGUCGUAUGAAGACGCCAUGAAGGCCAGAGAGACUGGAGUGUCUGGGAUCAUGGUGGCCAGGGGUGCGCUGAUCAAGCCGUGGCUCUUCACUGAGAUCAAGGAGAACAGACACUGGGACAUUUCCUCCGGAGAGCGUCUGGACAUCCUGCGAGACUUCACCAACUACGGCCUCGAGCACUGGGGCUCCGACACGCAGGGCGUCGAGAAGACACGCAACUUCCUGUUGGAGUGGCUCUCCUUCCUGUGCAGGUAUAUUCCUGUGGGUCUGUUGGAGCGCGUCCCGCAGAAGAUCAACGAGCGUCCGCCGUUCUACAUGGGCCGAGAUUACAUGGAGUCUCUGAUGGCCAGCCAACACGUGGACGACUGGAUCCACAUCAGUGAGAUGCUGUUGGGUCCCGUACCUAAAAACUUCAGUUUUCUGCCCAAACACAAAGCAAACGCUUAUUAAUGACUUCCAGCUGCAGUUAAAGUCUAUGGUUAUUGAACAGAAUGCUUUUUAUUUUCAUUAUACAUCUAGUUUAUGGA
Molecule: messenger RNA, 1956 nt
Organism: Carassius carassius (crucian carp)
Lineage: Eukaryota; Metazoa; Chordata; Actinopteri; Cypriniformes; Cyprinidae
Gene: dus3l
Product: dihydrouridine synthase 3-like (S. cerevisiae)
Exons: 15
Coding region: 44-1879 (611 amino acids)
Biological process (GO): tRNA processing
Molecular function (GO): flavin adenine dinucleotide binding; RNA binding; tRNA dihydrouridine synthase activity
Source: RefSeq, a predicted model, not a curated record